Messenger RNA from Saccostrea echinata, 1274 nucleotides. RefSeq lists its product as uncharacterized. The transcript is spliced from 5 exons. The record is from RefSeq and is a predicted model, not a curated record. Gene Ontology annotation, cellular component: myosin II complex. Bases 183 to 665 code for a protein of 160 amino acids. Gene Ontology annotation, molecular function: calcium ion binding. NCBI's taxonomy places the organism in Eukaryota, Metazoa, Mollusca, Bivalvia, Ostreida, Ostreidae.
AUGGACACUGCCGGUAUUAUUGCUCGACAUUUAUAGCUUUGAAGGGGGUUUUAAACUGCUAUGGCUGACUGACAUAUCCAACAGCCGUCGGUCGAAUCAAUGAGAGGUGACACAGUAAAUCGGAUAUCCAAACACCGUGUGAGAAAAGAUAUAUAUAAAGUGAACAUCAUCAGGGAUUUAUAAUGUCACUGGAGCACCGAGAUAGUGUAGCACCACCUUCUGCCACAGCUUUGGCAAAUGAGGCAAAGAGUGUAUUCGAUGAAUUUGACAGAGACAAAAACGGAAAGAUAGAUGCUUUAGAACUUGGAAGCGCACUACGCAUGCUUGGUCUGAAUCCUACAAUGAAAGAAGUAACCGACAUGAUUUCCGAGGUGGACAAUGAUGGUAAUGGUACAAUAGAAUUUGAAGAAUUCCAUACUUUCAUUAAACGAUCUUACAAAAAGCCCGAUGAUAUCAAGCAUGAUUUAAAGAAAGCUUUUCGAGUUCUGGAUAUCAAUGGAGAUGGAUUUAUAUCAAAGGAGGAGUUAAGAGAGGUUCUGACAAAGAUGGGGGAGACACUGACAGACCAAGAGGUGGACGAAAUGAUGGAGAAGGCUGACAAGAACAAAGACGGCAAAAUAGACUACGAUGAGUAUGUGGAUGUCAUGUACCCGCAUGGAACAUGAGUAGACGAAAUACGAUAUUUGUUUUGUGAUAUAAAAACCAAAUUGUCUUUCAAAACGAUGCAGCUAUAAACAUUUGAAUUCCUUCAUAUUAAUACUUAUAUGUCAUUUUAAAGUGUAAAUACUUAUAAAAUCAUAAACUAGUUGUGAGUAGCUGUAGUAAGAUUUAAUUAAUUACGAGAUUUAGUCAUGUCGUUAAUUAUGUCUCUUUGUUUGAUAUAAUGUAUAGAAAUAGCUGUUAAAGUAAAGUCAACAAUGCGAUUAUCACUAUGAUUUAUGAUACUUUGGUUAGAAAUUUAUGACCAUACUUUAAGUUUUGAAGUGUUCUUUCUAGUGGGUUCGGAAUACCUGUGUGUCUACUUGCAUAAACGUCUCUAACAAACUUUAAUCAGUAUUAAUAUCUACACAUACGCAAACUUUCUUUACAAAAACCUUCUUUUUGGCAUUUCAUUUGAGAUUUGUUUCAUUGCUACAUUAUUUUUUUCUUUGCGCAUAGUAGAAUUUAUUGAUUUACAAUAUUACAACGGCCAUUUUAGCUAAAAUUUAACAUACAUUUUACAAAUUUUUAUUUGAUCAAACUUAUCAAUCCUGGUUAGAAUUUCUUGGUAUAUA